CCAUAUAAUAUAAUUGAAAUUGACAUUGAAAUUGAAAAUGUCUUCGGUUGUGACAGAUGAGAUACGAUCCAGUGCAAGCGAGGUCUACCAUGGCGACAAAAUCUGCAGACAGAAAACAAAGGUUUUGCUAACAGAAGUUGGGUUACCCAAUGGAUUGUUGCCCUUGGAGGACAUUGAAGAAUGUGGGUACGUCAAAGACACCGGUUUCGUUUGGCUCAAGCAAAAAAAGAAGAAGGAGCACAAGUUUGAAAAGGUGGGGCGUCUCGCUAGCUAUGCAAACGAGGUCACAGCCUACGUUGAGAAAUCCAAAAUCAAGAACCUGACGGGUGUCAAAACAAAAGAGUUAAUGAUGUGGAUCAACCUGAGUGAGAUUAGUGUCGAUGACCCACCCACCGGAAAUAUCACCUUCAAAGCCCCCACUGGCUUGUUUCGAACUUUUCCUGUCUCUGCCUUUCAAGUGGAGGACGAUGAUGAACAAAAACUUCAAGUCAAGGAGGUGUAAUAAUAAUUAAUGUCACCCUCCAUCUCGAUCAUCUUAACUAAUAACAAGCAUGAUUCUCGUAUCUAUCAAUGUACGACAAUUAGUACUUUUUAAGAUGCAGUGAUAAAAGAUGUGGGCAUAAUUAUGAUGCAUUUGUUAUCAAACUUAUUAUCAU
Cynara cardunculus var. scolymus (artichoke) is the source of this 656-nucleotide messenger RNA. RefSeq lists its product as uncharacterized. The coding region runs from base 38 to 502 and encodes 154 amino acids. Lineage: Eukaryota; Viridiplantae; Streptophyta; Magnoliopsida; Asterales; Asteraceae. The transcript has a single exon. The record is from RefSeq and is a predicted model, not a curated record.